Messenger RNA from Dromiciops gliroides (monito del monte), 1728 nucleotides. RefSeq names its product GS homeobox 2 (gene GSX2). The transcript has 2 exons. NCBI's taxonomy places the organism in Eukaryota, Metazoa, Chordata, Mammalia, Microbiotheria, Microbiotheriidae. Gene Ontology annotation, molecular function: sequence-specific double-stranded DNA binding; DNA-binding transcription factor activity, RNA polymerase II-specific. Gene Ontology annotation, biological process: regulation of DNA-templated transcription. Bases 212 to 1117 code for a protein of 301 amino acids. The record is from RefSeq and is a predicted model, not a curated record. Gene Ontology annotation, cellular component: nucleus.
GACCAGCCCUCUCCGGGGACCCCUUUGUUCGCUUCUCAGACUUAAGCACCUCUGCGUUCCUUCGGGGCUUCAGUGACAGCGUCCUCGCCCAGCCAAGGAAAACAAGGGAGCGUCGGAGGUGAAAGGGGAGGGAGGGGUGAGAGAAGAAGACAAACAGUGACGGAAAGCUGCCUUCUACUCCAGUCUCCUCGGACUCCGUCCCCUUCGCGACAUGUCGCGAUCCUUCUAUGUCGACUCUCUGAUCAUCAAGGACUCCUCGAGGCCUGCGCCCUCCCUACCUGAGCACCAGCACGGCCCCGAUUUCCUCAUCCCCCUGGGCAUGCCGUCGCCCCUGGUCAUGUCAGUUUCGGGCCCCGGCUGCCAGUCGCGCAAGAGCGGCACUUUCUGCGUCUGUCCACUCUGCGUCACCUCCCACCUGCACUCAGCGCGGACGGGCGGCGGCGCAGGCGGCGGCGGGGGAGGAGGAGGAGGUGGCGGCGGCGGCGGCAGCGGGGCAGGCGGUGGGGCUAUCCCUCUGCUCAAGAGCCAGUUUCCCCCUGGCCCCGGGGACGGGCAGUUCUGCCCCCGGAUGAGCCAUGCCCAUCAUCACCACCACCAGCCGCAGCACCACCAUCACCACCAGCCCCAGCAGCCUGGCUCAGCAGCGGCGGCGGCGGCGGCGGCAGCUGCUGCGGCUGCGGCUGCAGCCCUGGGACACCCCCAACACCACGCACCUGUCUGUGCCGCCACCACCUACAAUGUCACCGACCCCCGAAGGUUCCAUUGCCUCACCAUGGGUGGCUCUGAUACUAGCCAAAUUCAAAACGGCAAGAGGAUGAGGACAGCUUUCACCAGCACCCAGCUCCUGGAACUGGAAAGGGAAUUCUCCUCAAACAUGUAUCUUUCUCGGCUCCGGAGAAUCGAGAUUGCUACGUACCUCAACCUCUCAGAGAAGCAGGUGAAAAUCUGGUUCCAGAACCGUCGAGUGAAACACAAGAAAGAGGGCAAAGGUUCGCAGAGGAACAGUCAUGGGGGCUGUAAGUGCGUCAGCAGCCAAGUUCACUACCCGCGCUCUGAGGACGAAGAGUCCUUAUCCCCUUCCUCCGCCAACGAAGACAAGGAGAUCUCUCCCUUAUGAGCUCCUUUCCCUCACUGCAACAAGCUCCUAAGGUCUCUCCGUCCUUUCCUGCCUCCCCAACCCCUCAUCUCACUUCCCCCAUGAGACCUACGGGGAGCAUACCUGGCAGGCGCGAAGGAAUCAUGAACACUUUGCAGAGGCCAGUGAAAACGGUGAACUCAGGCCGGGAAAAUUCUUCUCCAGGGUUCUGCACCUGCUGCUGCUGCUGCAACCACGCCAAGAGGAGGACACCGGCCAACUCCUCACCUCCUCUCUCUGCACCAGGCUUAGCUCAUUUCAGUUUUUAUCUGUUUGGUUCCUGUUCAAUUCGCAGUCUUAGAUUUUUAAAGGAGUGUAACUGAUUUAGAAGUCAACUAAAAUCUUGUAUAACACAAAAAAGCAGGUGUUGUUGGGUGGGUGGGAUUAUUUGAUUUUUAACACUGUAUUGGGGUUUUCCAAAAACGUCAUUUAUCCUCCUGUUUUUCAACAUGUCUUAUGGCUGAACCCCGUUUUUGUUUAUUUUAUUGUGUUUUUUACAGGAAGUUUUGAAGUUGGAAUUAACUUAGAAAAUUAUGCCUUGUAGUUCUGCUUUCUGAAAAUUGUCUGUAAAAAGUGACAGAUGCAGUCAUUGA